Dichotomopilus funicola is the source of this 1170-nucleotide messenger RNA. Its product is annotated as sphingolipid C4-hydroxylase. The record is from RefSeq and is a predicted model, not a curated record. The transcript is spliced from 2 exons. Bases 1 to 1170 code for a protein of 389 amino acids. Gene Ontology annotation, biological process: sphingolipid biosynthetic process. Gene Ontology annotation, molecular function: sphingolipid delta-4 desaturase activity; iron ion binding. Gene Ontology annotation, cellular component: endoplasmic reticulum membrane. NCBI's taxonomy places the organism in Eukaryota, Fungi, Ascomycota, Sordariomycetes, Sordariales, Chaetomiaceae.
AUGGCGAACGCGACUUUCGCGUCCGGCCUGCCGCCGCUCCCGGCGUACGAAAUCCGGCCACAGCCCGACCUCCUGCCCUUCAUCUCCGAUUUCUGGCUGUCGCUCAUCGCUACACACAUCGCGUACUGGGUCGUCUCCCUAAUCUUCCACAUCAUCGACGUCUACGACCUGUUCCCGCAGUACCGACUACACACCCCCGAGGAGAUCAGCCAGCGGAACCUUGCGUCGCGCUACGAAGUCGCGCGGGAUGUUGUCCUGCAGCAGAUUAUCCAGACGGGCAUGUCGGCCUUCCUGUCGCUGACGGACCCCGUGGCGACGAUAGGCCAGGAGGACUACGAUGUCGCGGUUUGGGCCACGCGGGUCCGGCUGGCGCAGCGCGCGCUCCCGUCGGUGCUCGGAACGCUCGGCCUCAAUGCUGCGGCGAUCUCGAAGAACAUGGCCACUUCCUACCCCCUGCUCGCCGGCGCCUUGGCAGGCGGGCACUACCCGUUCCUCACGACUACCCUCGACGACGUCACCGGCGCUGCUGUUCCCGCGUUUGCGGCCUGGGAGCUGGCGGUGGCCAAGGCCAUUUACUGGCUCAUCAUUCCCGGUAUUCAAUUCUGGCUGGCCACCGUGUUCCUCGACACAUGGCAGUACUUUUGGCACCGGGCGAUGCACAUCAACAAGUGGAUGUACACCCACUGGCACUCUCGCCACCACCGAUUGUACGUCCCCUACGCCUACGGCGCGCUUUACAACCACCCGAUUGAGGGUUUCCUGCUCGACACUCUAGGCGCGGGCGCGGCCUACAAGGCGUCGAUGCUGAGCCCCCGGCUGGGCCUGCUGUUCUUCGUGUUCAGCACUGUCAAGACAGUCGACGACCACUGCGGGUACGCCCUUCCAUGGGACCCCAUGCAGCACAUCACGAGCAACAACGCGGCCUACCACGACAUCCACCACCAGAGCUGGGGCAUCAAGACCAACUUCUCCCAGCCCUUCUUCACCGUCUGGGACCGUGUCCUCGGUACGAAGUGGAAGGGCGACACCUCGCUCAAGUACGAGCGCACGAGGACCGCAGCGACGAAAAAGGCGGAGAAGAAGGCGGUGGGAGAAAGCAGCAGCAUCAGCAGCAGCGUAGCGAAUGGGAGUGCUGUUCCCCGGACGAAUGGGACAGUCAAAACCAAGUGA